Molecule: messenger RNA, 1254 nt
Organism: Acaulospora morrowiae
Lineage: Eukaryota; Fungi; Glomeromycota; Glomeromycetes; Diversisporales; Acaulosporaceae
Source: the annotation of a GenBank genome assembly
AUGGCCAAUGAUCUCAAUAACCGCGGAGGUCUGCCAGAACAGCCUGAUUUGAAUGGCAUUAAUACAACCGCACCAACGGUCGUUGCCAUUUCAAAUAGUGGUGCUAGCACGACUUCGUCCGCUUCUCCUACUACCGCCCCCACGACUUCACAUUCGCUUUUCGAGCACAACGCUCCUUUCCUCCAUUCCAACGAUCAGGUUGGUUCCACUGAAAACAUUAAUUCCGAAGAAGAAAAUAAAGAGGAGAUUAUUGCAGAAGAGCCGAGCGAUGUUUCUGGAUCUCAACUUACCCUUAGAGCGCUGGUAACUACUAAAGAAGCUGGCGUUAUUAUCGGAAAGGCUGGUAAGAAUGUUGCCGAACUCAGAGAAACCACUGGUGUCAAGGCUGGCGUUUCCAAAGUCGUGCAAGGCGUUCAUGAUAGAGUUUUAUCCGUCGCGGGUACUCUAGAAGGAGUGUCAAAGGCAUACUCUUUGAUUGCACAAACACUCCUUGAGAAUCCUGUGAAUGCAAGUCCAAGUUCUACUCCAAUUACUCCACCACCAAAUGCAUUUACUUCUAUCCGUUUGCUCAUAUCUCAUAAUUUAAUGGGGACUAUUAUCGGCCGUCAAGGACUUAAAAUUAAACACAUCCAAGAUACAUCUGGAGCUAGGAUGGUUGCAUCAAAGGAAAUGUUGCCCCAAAGUACCGAAAGAGUUGUAGAAGUUCAAGGAACUGUCGAGGCAAUUCGUGUCGCUGUAUGGGAAAUCGGUAAAUGCUUGAUUGAAGACAAUGAACGCGGCAUUGGUACCGUAUUAUACAACCCUGCUAUUCGCGUUACUUCAAGUUACUCGACUUCACGACGUAGCGAUUACACUACCCGUACUGGCAAUGGAACAGAUUUCACUCGUCCAUCUCGUAACAACACAAAUAACACCAACGGUAGCAGUGAAUAUCCUACUAGUCGCCGUCAAUCAAGCACCAGUAAUAACUAUGAUCCUGCCAAUGUUCGUAUUCAAAAUAUUUCCAUUCCUGCCGAUAUGGUUGGUUGUAUAAUUGGAAAGGGAGGAUCGAAAAUUUCCGAAAUUCGUAGGCUCUCUGGUUCUCGUAUUAGUAUUGCCAAGACUCCGCACGAUGAAACUGGAGAACGUAUGUUCACAAUUAAUGGAACGCCUGAAUCCAAUGAAAAGGCACUGUUUUUAUUAUAUAAUCAGCUCGAAAAUGAAAAAGAACGUCGCUUAAAUGCAUCUGCCAACGGCGGGGAUUCAGACGCAUAG